AUGGAGGCUCACGGCUCGACAGGGUCAGUCGAAUGCAUGACCGGUGGACAAUGUGUGAUUCAUACAAGCGGAUCCAGGUACCCCAAUAUGAUGGGAUGCUGCUACGAUUCCGAUCCUAACAACUGCCGAUUCGAAACUGCCUGUUAUGACUCGAGCAAGCUCAAGGCCACCCCGUCUCUGACCUCCUCAUUGAAUGUCAACUUUGACGUUCUCUGUGUUCGAGAAUUAAGCUCAGCCUGUGUUACCUGGACCUACCCGGAACUCGAUAUGACUGAUUACGGAUGUGGGCCAACUGCUACCCUUCAGACGAUUUAUUUGACGGCCUCCAGAUCGCAAUCUCAAUAUAGAACCAUAAGUGGCUAUUACUAUUACACCACAAUCAUGACCGCGGAGCCUAUUGCCGUUAACGAUGCGUUCAUCCGCAAUUAUGAUAAUGUUAAUAGGUCCGCAUUUUUGGUUACAGAGACAGGGGCCCCGAGGGCUUCGACUUCUGGGCUUUCGGGUACCAGCUUAGCGACGAGUACUUCCAGCCACUCAAGCGGGAGUGGAAGCGGAGGGCAUUCCAAGUCUUCAAACACAGGUGCCAUCGUUGGCGGUGUGGUGGGUGGUGUCGUGGGCCUAGUUGCAAUUAUCUGUGCAAUUUGGGCGUGCAUAUGGUAUGCCAGAAAGAAGAAGCAAAACCCCGAAGGCACAUAUCCGUCAGCUCCAGUCCAGCCAUAUAUGCAAUCGAUGCCACCCGCCGCAGCUGAAGCUGAGGGAACUUUGGGCAAGCCCGCCCAAAGAUACUCUGCUGUUGCCCCUCCCCCAUAUACUGCUGAACUUCCGGCGGGCGACUCAUACUUCAACCCACAUGAUACAGGUUCGCCUUUCGUUGCCGAGCUGACGGCUGGGGCUGCUGAGCCACCGCAAUAUCAAAGAACGGAAUUGGAUGGGUAUACGGAUCAGACUCGUCCUAUUGGACGGCAGUACUAUGGACGCUGA
Molecule: messenger RNA, 981 nt
Organism: Penicillium atrosanguineum
Lineage: Eukaryota; Fungi; Ascomycota; Eurotiomycetes; Eurotiales; Aspergillaceae
Exons: 1
Coding region: 1-981 (326 amino acids)
Source: RefSeq, a predicted model, not a curated record